CACACACACACACACACACACUCGGCCCUCAGAAUGACACAGCUCUGAUCGGAGGGAGGUGAUCUCUGGAAUUGCUCAGCGAGCACCCCUAAUUUCCCUGAUUUACAUAUCGCUGUCAAUCACACCCAAUGGAAUCCAAUCAGAAAGCAGGUGGGGACGGACUGGCGGGGACGCAGAAGGAGGCCGCGCUGAGGGCGCUAAUGCAACGCACAGGAUACCAACUGCAGCAGGAGAACGGUCAGCGGCGGUAUGGCGGCCCACCACCCGGCUGGGACGGACCGCCGCCAGAGAGAGGCAGCGAGAUCUUUGUGGGGAAACUCCCGAGAGAUCUGUUUGAAGACGAACUGGUUCCUCUGUGUGAGAAGUACGGUACAAUCUACGAGGUGAGGAUGAUGAUGGACUUUAGCGGGAACAACAGAGGUUACGCCUUUGUCACCUUCAGCACUAAACAAGAGGCUAAAGCAGCCAUGAAGCAGCUCAACAACUACGAGAUCAGAAACGGCCGCCUCCUCGGAGUUUGUGCCAGCGUCGACAACUGCCGGCUGUUUGUCGGCGGGAUUCCCAAAACGAAGAAGCGCGAGGAGAUCCUGUCUGAGAUGAGGAAGGUCACCGACGGGGUGGUGGACGUCAUCGUGUACCCGAGCGCCGCCGACAAAACCAAGAACCGAGGCUUCGCCUUCGUCGAGUACGAGAGCCACAGAGCGGCCGCCAUGGCCCGCCGGAAACUGCUGCCAGGUCGUAUCCAGCUGUGGGGUCACGCCAUCGCCGUGGACUGGGCGGAGCCUGAGGUGGAGGUGGACGAGGAUACCAUGGCGACGGUCAAGAUCCUGUACGUCCGGAACCUGAUGCUGCAGACCAGCGAGGAGACCAUCGAAAAGGAGUUCAGCAGCCUCAGGCCAGGCGCUGUGGAGAGGGUGAAGAAGAUCAGAGACUACGCCUUCGUCCAUUUCACUCAGAGAGAGGACGCGGUCACCGCCAUGAACGCCCUCAACGGGAAGUUGGUGGACGGCUCUCCUAUCGAGGUGACGUUGGCCAAGCCAGUGGACAAGGACAGCUACGUCCGCUACACCAGAGGGACGGGAGGACGUGGAACGUCUCUGCUGCAGACCGACUACGCCGCCUACACUCUGGGACAGGUGUACGACCCCUCAGCGGCGUACCUCGGUCCGCCCGUGUUCUACGCCCCCCAGGCCUACGCCGCCAUACCAGGUCAGUUCCGCUUCCCGGCGGCCAAAGCUCACGUCGGAGGUCGAGGUCUGAUCAGGACACCGUCGGUCAGAGAAAUUUACAUGACUGUACCUGUAGGGGCUGCGGGGGUGCGGGGGCUGGGCGGGCGGGGAUACCUGGCCUACGCUGCCGGGGUCGGAGUCAUGGGCGGAGCCGGCGGCGUAGGCGGCGCCUCCUACGGCCUGAAGGUGGACAAGCAGGCGGAGGAGAAGCUGUACGACCUGCUGCCGGGCAUGGAGCUCACCCCCAUGAACCCUGCCGCCAUGAGCCUGAAAGCCGCCGCCAUCAAACCUGCAACACAGGUAACAGAACACACCUGAGGAUGGUUGCUGCUCUGCUGCAGCUCU
This is a messenger RNA of Anarrhichthys ocellatus (wolf-eel), 1574 nucleotides long. RefSeq names its product APOBEC1 complementation factor-like. NCBI's taxonomy places the organism in Eukaryota, Metazoa, Chordata, Actinopteri, Perciformes, Anarhichadidae. Gene Ontology annotation, molecular function: RNA binding. The record is from RefSeq and is a predicted model, not a curated record. The coding region runs from base 129 to 1547 and encodes 472 amino acids. The transcript has 10 exons.